Mixia osmundae IAM 14324 is the source of this 246-nucleotide messenger RNA. RefSeq lists its product as uncharacterized. The record is from RefSeq and is a predicted model, not a curated record. Lineage: Eukaryota; Fungi; Basidiomycota; Mixiomycetes; Mixiales; Mixiaceae. Gene Ontology annotation, biological process: cytoplasmic translation; translational elongation. Gene Ontology annotation, molecular function: structural constituent of ribosome; ribonucleoprotein complex binding; protein kinase activator activity. The annotation marks the transcript as partial. Gene Ontology annotation, cellular component: ribosome; cytosolic large ribosomal subunit. The transcript has 2 exons.
UCAGAACUCGCAACGACCUAUGCUGCCCUCAUCCUUGCCGAUGACGGCAUCGAGAUCACGGCAGACAAGCUCACUGCGCUCGUUCAGGCGGCAAAGGUCGAUGUCGAGCCCAUCUGGUGCACUCUGCUCGCAAAGGCGCUAGAAGGCAAGGACGUCAAGGACAUGCUGUCCAACGUUGGCGCGGGAGGUGCUGCUGCGCCUGCUGCUGCCGGUGCCGCACCUGCUGCCGCGGGUGGUGCCGCUGCU